Molecule: messenger RNA, 3694 nt
Organism: Salpingoeca rosetta
Lineage: Eukaryota; Choanoflagellata; Craspedida; Salpingoecidae
Exons: 3
Coding region: 566-3652 (1028 amino acids)
Molecular function (GO): phosphotyrosine residue binding
Source: RefSeq, a predicted model, not a curated record
AACCACAACUACAACCACCACCACAACAAGAGGACCAAUUCCUGAGUUUAUCGGCCUUCCCGAAAAUGCAACAGUGGAGCGUGGCGCAACCUUCACAUUUCCCACCCCGACUGUGAUCUUGGAUGACAAGGACGUCAACCUGACCUACACCAUCGAGGGUGCAAACGCGGUUGACACAUCGCGGCGUGCGGGUACAACGUUCUCGCUCGAGUAUAUUACCGAGGACUCGGAUGGAGAGGUUGGCAGACACAUCCUCACCCUCACCAUCGUGGACACGCAGCCGCCGCGCCUGGUGUGGAUCGGCGGCAACGGCACGCUGACACACGAGGCAGGAACGCCCUUCGACUACGCAUCAUCGCUCGUGCGUGCAUACGAUAACGGUGAUGGCGUGACAAUUGAGCUGCCCACCAUCAAUAUCCUCCCACCGUCCGUUCCAGACCAGCAACCCAUCACCUUUGGCGUCGUUGAUGCGGCCGGCCUCCACGGCAACUACAUCACCCGCAACAUCACCAUCGUGGACACACUACCGCCUGUUGUCACAGCACCGCAACCGCUCGUGCUGCCCAUGGCGGAGGCCGGCAACGUCGCGGCAUACCUCCAGUCAACAGACCUCUACGCUGGUGACGUGAGCGACCUUAUCUCCGUCGAUCAAGCGGCCAUCCCGGCCGUGUUCGCGUCGUCCCCAACAGUCGUUGAUGUCCUGUUUGAUGCUCCCGACACUGCAGGCAACAGCGUCAACGGCACGGUGACCGUUCGGUUUCUCGAUCAGACACCGCCCACCAUCGUCUUCAACUCCACGUUUGUGGACGAGGACGCCACCACCGCCAACCAAACCCACAUUGUCCUGCCCUCGCUCACCCCUCCACUGGACAUGAUUGCGGACGUACUGGACAACGUGGCCGCUCCAACCAACGCCCCCUCGCUCAUCGUGGUGCGUCGGCCCACCAUUCCCCUAAUCACGUGUGGUGCUGCCGCCACGGCCGUUGCCAACGCGUGGAGGGGUACGCUGCCCAAUCCGGACCCGCGCGCGGCCUCGUCGCUGAUUGCCGUUGACGCCCCCAACGGCGCUGCGUACAGCGUGGACGUCACUGUCUCCGAUGCUGCGGGCAACGAAGCCGUGGCGAGCGUGGUGCUUGAGUACGCCGACCACACCCCGCCCAAUCUCACGCUGCUGGGCGAGACGAGGGUGGUGCUGGACCUCCCUACCUCCUUUGUUGAGGCUGGCGCCGUUGCAUUUGACAACCGCCUCUUCAACGACGUCCUCAUAUGCGCACAUGUUGACCGCUUUGAGCACGUCGCUGACGCAAGCGCAUGCAGCCUUGCCAACGUGACUGUGGUCGCCAGCAGUGACAGUGGGAACGGCGGCGGCGAGAAUGGCAGUGAUGGCGGUGGUGUUGGUGCUGCUAUGGUGCGGUUGUCUGGCGCCGACCCUGGCGCGAGUGGCGGGCUGGAGGUGUUGCAAAUCGGGUUGCAGCCGCAGGAGUGCUUCGUCGUCACAUACACGGCUGACGACGGCGUACAGACCACGACACGCAGGCGGGUGGUGUAUGCAAAGGACACACAGCCUCCAACCGUGUUCCUGCAAGGCGAAAAGUACGUGCAGGUGGCAUAUGCGCACGUGUUUGUGGACCCCGGCGCGUUUGCGCUAGAUGCGGUGGAGGGCGUGCUGCAAGCGAGCGUGCAUGACACCGUUGACCGAUUCCAGGUUGGCGUGUACACGGUGCGAUACGAGGCGGUGGACAGCAGCGGUAACAGCAACUACGAAGACCGGCAGGUGGAGGUGCUGCCCCUUCGCUCGUACACGGGCAUGCUACGGCUUGUUCUUCGCCUGGCCACCAGCAGCGAUGGCAACAGUGGUGGUCUUGAUGGUGGUGGUCUUGGUGGUCUUGGUGGGGACGUGUUGAAUGCAACACGUAUUGAGCAGGUGCUGGCGUCACAGCUGGCUGUGGAGCACGCAAUUGUGCUCACGCUGCGCAGCAAUGCCACUGCCACAGACAGCUUUGACGAUGCAUUCAACAUCCGCAACCCGUUUGCUGCUGUGAACAACAGCAGCGGCCGUGCUGGUGCUGGUGCAUCAAGCGAUGAAGGGGGAGGGGCAGCCCGACGAAGACGGCAACAACAGCAACAACAGCUGCAGCAAGGACAUGGCUGGGUGCAGCGGCGUGCUGCUGAUGGUGAUGAUGUCGUUGCGAUUACGGAUGUGCUGUUCCUGGAUGACACACUCACGCCCAUCCAUGAGGUGGAUGUUGCCGCUGCAAUCGCCAACCUGCCAUCCAACGCGGCAGGCGUGUCUGUUGUCAGUGCCACUGCCCUGGCGACUGUGCUGCCGCCACUGGAGAUACCGACAACGGCCACCCCACUACAGUCGACAGCAUCGACAACAGUGACGAGUCGGGGCAGCACGUCCGUCGCCCUGACCACCACAACGCCGACAACAACGACCACGGACAGCCAGCAAGGGAGUGGCAGUGGUGCUGGCGCGGACGAACAGGUGCAGCUGGGCAUCAUCGUUGGGGUUGCGGCUGGCGCGGGUCUGGUGGUGAUUGUGGUUGCUGUUGUAGUGGUGCGCAUGUGUCGACGGCGCCGCGUUGCUGUGCGAUAUGCGCCCGGCACGAGUGGCCCGUUUGCCUUUGACAAGGAGGUGGUCACGCUGCACGACAACCCCGUGUUUGUUCGCCGCGACAGCAGAGCGUCCCGCCACAGCGUCUCUGCGAAUGGCACGGCGAGCAGCGACGGUGUACGUGCAGGUGCAGGUGCAAGUGCAAGCCGGGCAUACAUGGAGCCAGCUGCCACCCGCGAGUACGAGGUGCCCGUGCCUGCAGGCACGAUGCAUAUGAGCGGCAACGCGCGCCAAGGGGCAGGCAUGGGCAGCGACAGAACGUACAUGCAGCCAGUGGCACGCACUGGUGCAAGUGGUGGAAACAGCGGGAUGGGCGAUGAUGCAGCAAGCCUGCGGCUGUCGCAACAGGGCAGUGCACGCUCGCGCUCCGGUCUCGGAAGCGUGGACGCGCGCGUGUACAUGCAGCCUGUUGCAACGACGGCUGCGCCGCGGGGUGUCAGAAGCCGCACCACCACGCAGACGCGCACUGAGAGUGGUGGCGAUGGUGGUGAUGACGAUGCAUAUGCGGCGCUUGAUGGGACGCAGAGGACCUACGACGCCACAGAUACCGUGUUGGCAGCAUGCGGUGGCGGCGGUGGUGGUGGCCGUGAUCAUGCUCGCGACCGUGGUGGCAGCCACGAUGACAGUGAAGCGACCGGGCGCCGUGCAACGCGGCGACUGCCAUCGAUACGGCGCAAUGGCGGUGGCGGUGAUGAAAUGGUGACGGGGACAUCCACGCCCUGGUUCCAUCCCCACCUCGAUCGCAUGGGUGCGGAGCAGCAGCUGCGUGAGGCUGGCGGUGUGCAAGGAAUGUUUUUGGUGCGCCUGCGAGCGCAGAGUGGAGAUGCAUACACAUCGUACGCGCUCUCCGUUAUGACAGACGGGCGUGUGCUACACCACUUGCUUGUGCGCACGCCUGAUGGGUUUACCGUGAAUGGCGCUGCGCUUGUUCCCGCGUGUCGCUCCUUGCCUGCGCUGGUGGAGCGACUCAUGCUACCAAACCCGACAGGCGUCCUCCUCACCCGCCCCUGCCUGUGCGAGGUGGAUGUGUGAUGAGUUGGAAGCUUUGUUUGUUUGUGUGUGUGUGUGUGUGUG